This is a messenger RNA of Engraulis encrasicolus (European anchovy), 5085 nucleotides long. RefSeq names its product interferon-induced very large GTPase 1-like. The record is from RefSeq and is a predicted model, not a curated record. The transcript has 3 exons. Gene Ontology annotation, molecular function: protein binding; GTP binding. Lineage: Eukaryota; Metazoa; Chordata; Actinopteri; Clupeiformes; Engraulidae. The coding region runs from base 55 to 5085 and encodes 1676 amino acids.
UGUCUGAGCUGGGGAUGUCCAGCUGGCCUCAGAGGACCACAGAGGUUCAGGGUGAUGUGGAGGUGUGAAGAAGACCGGAGGGUCCUGGAGGUGGAAGGUCUUACUGUAGUGAUUAGUGAUCUGAAUCCAGGGAAGGACUACAGAUUCACUGUGGUCACACUCAGCUAUGACGGCAGCUGCAGCCCUUCUGUUUCAGCCUCUGUGCAGACAGAGGUGCCACAACCAGAGAAUCUGACUGUAACCACCCGGUCUUCAUCUACAUCAGUGAAAUGGACUAAACCAAAAAGACUGGACAAUCCCUCAUUCAGCAUCAGUCUCUAUGCAGGGGACACAUGCCUUAAGACAUUCAUCAGGCAGUCUUUGGAAUGCUACUUUGAUUUACAACCUGAUACUGUUUACACCGUUGCCGUGUCAACAGUACUGAAGAAUGGGAAGAAAAGCAAAAGCCUGAAAAAAUCCAUCUCUACAAGAGCCAAUCAAGAGAAACGUCUUCAAGAUUUGGGACUACUUUCAAGUUGUAACAAGAAACUAAUGCUCAGCACAAUACUAGAAGUCAGCCAUGACACAAUGUUCAAACAAGUUUGUGAGCGCAUGAAAGAUCUCCCUCUGCAUGUUAUCAGAAACCGUAUGUGGUGUAAUGCGUCAAGCAGUUGUGCAAGUGUUUUUAACAAGAAAACAGGUGUGACUGAAACAGUCAAUCCUCUGGACUUGACUACAGCCAUCUUCCAUUGCUCAGAUCCCCACCUCCAACAGACACUUUGCUCAAAAAUGUCCCAGUGUCAACUAGCUGUCCCUUUACUGUUGCCAAACUGUGACACACAGCAGAGCAUGCUCAUGCUAUGGGCAUUGAGGGACAUUGUCAAAACAUUUAAUCCAUAUGAUUUAAAAAAUCCAAAAGGCUCGGUGGAAUGUAGGAUUGCAAUCACACCUAUGCCAUUAGUGUCUUUUGUCAGAUUGGGAAACAGCACAAUGUCAAAAUCAAAUUGUCUCAAUAAAAUCUUUUGGCACCCACAACAAUGCAACAGCACAUUUGUGCACUUUGAUAUGGAGUGUGGAAAUAUUCCCCGUAAGAUUUCAGAUGGGCUUGUAGAAAUCAGUUGGUUCUUACCCUCAGGGAGAAAGAGCAUUGACGUGUUCAGACAGCCAAUUGCUUUUGCUAACCUGAGAGGUGACAUCAGGUUGUUUGAAACACAAUUCUCUUUCCUAUGUCAGAUAUCUGCUGUGGUUUUUGUGUUCACUAAUGAUUCAGAAACCGAUGUCAGCAUUUUGACAAACAAAGACAGAACUUCCCAGAUGUAUUUAGUGAUACCCCACAAGAGCAAAUCUAAAGCAGACAGCUUAGCUGAAGUAGCAGGGAAGAUGAAGAUGGUUGAUGUCAUUAUAAAGGGCGAACAAAAUGAAACUGGGUUUAUCACCACUCUGCGAAAAUUCACUGCUGACAUUGUUCAGAAACAGAAACACCUCACAUCUGUGGAGGAAAUGGCAGAAAUUGCCCAGAAGACUGGUUUACACAUCGAUGAAUCCCUAACUGAGUGUGGAAAAGUGGCAAAGUUGGCCAACAAUAUUCUUACUGGCAUUAAGGACAUCGCCAAAUUUAAAGAUAAGAAUUUGCCAUGUCAGGGGCACAUGUGGAAAGAAAUAAGUAGCUUGGAAAGGGAAAAAUGUCAGCUCAAAAGGUCAGAACGAGAAGACAUUGAGCAAUACAAGAGUGAACUCAGCAAAAAAGUGAACAACCUCAGAGCAAAGCAACGAGAAACAGAAAUAAGCAGGUACAUGACUCAUUUUAUUGAUGGUAUUUCAAACAGUGAAACAGAGACAAGUUAUUUUUUAAAAGCAUUAAGGAUGUCUUUGCACAGUCUGAUGGAUGUCCAAAUGCUAUCGGAACAAAUCUCCCAGUGCUCCCUUGGCCUGGAACACUUCUUUAGAGAGUUAGGACAACUGUAUGAGUCAGCAGCUCUUGAUCCAGAAACCCCUAGAGCCAAACAACUUCAACACUUGCCUAGUGUAUGUGCUAAUUUACUGCUGGAAGGGUUCCCUCUGGAACUGCUGGAUGGAGAUGCUUCAAACAUCUCCCAGAGAUGGAUUGAGGACAUUUUCAACAGCCUUCAUAACUUGGUGCAACCUAACUGUGUUAUAUCAGUUGUGACUGUCUUGGGUGUCCAGAGCACUGGGAAGUCUACUCUGCUAAAUACCAUGUUUGGUAUGCAGUUUGCAGUCAGCAGUGGAAAGUGCACCAGAGGAGCCUUCAUGCAGCUGGUGAAAGUAUCGGACAGCUCCAGGCAUGAGCUGAAGUGUGACUUCAUCCUGAUCAUCGAUACAGAAGGACUCAAAUCUCCUGAGUUAGCAGAGCAAGAAGACAGUUAUGUCCAUGACAAUGAGCUAGCAACUCUUGUUAUAGGGCUUAGUGAUGUCACCAUCAUCAACAUUUCUACAGAAAAUGGAACAGAGAUGAAGGAUAUUCUGCAGAUCGCUGUGCAUGCCUUCCUCAGGAUGAAGGAAGUUGGAAAGAAACCCAGAUGUCUCUUUGCACAUCAGAAUGCAGGAGAUGUUGCCGCACAUGCCAAGAAUGUGCUUGGCAGAAAAAAACUUAUUCAACUGCUUAAUGACAUGACAGAAUCUGCUGCGAAAAUGGAGAAAAGGAAUGCUAACAUCUGCUUUACUGAUGUGAUGGACUAUGAUCCUGACAAAGACAGCUACUACAUCCCAGGGCUUUGGCAGGGAAGUCCCCCAAUGGCAUCUGUGAGUGCAGGCUACAGUGAGGCAGUGGGUGAGCUGAAGAAGGGCUUGAUCAGUGCACUGAUAGAACUUCAGUUUGAAAGGCAUGAUCUGUUACUGUUCUGGAGACUAGUAAAGGAGGUGUGGCAAGCUGUUCGGUUUGAAAACUUCAUUUUCAACUUCAAGAAUAGCCUUGAUGCAGAAGCAUACUCAAACCUUUGCCAAAUGUGGAAUGGAUGGGAGUGGGAAUUCCAGAAGGAAAUGCACAAGUGGAGUGUAACUGCAGAAGUCCAGAUCUUAAACUGUGGAAUGACAGAAUCAGAUUAUGAGAUACCAUAUUUUGAAACAUUGAGGUUGAUGGCAUCACAGCAGCUUGAUGAGGCAGAGGAGAAAAUUCGGAAUUCUCUGAAGCAUUAUUUUGAUAACUCAUCCAAUAAAUUGUACCUGAUUGAAAAGUACAGAGCAGAGUUUGAGAUUAGUGUUGAGUCUCUCAGGCGGAAGGAACAGGCCUCAAUGGAAUGUUGUCUAAGAGCUGCCCUGGACAUCCAAAAUGGUAGCAAGAAACUCAGACAGAUCAACAACACUCAGUCACAAAAAACUGAAACAAAAGUUUUGGAUUUACUGAAAUCCUGCAAAGGCAACGACACUGAUGGUUGUGAUGAGAUGCUGACGAAAGAGUUUGAGAACAUGUGGAAGAGUACACAGUCUGAGUUUCGUUACUCUCCAUUACCUAGGAAAAAUGUGACAUCAGAUGCCUUUCAUAUUCUUAAAAGGAAUUUUAGAACAUUCCCUGGUCAUAUUCAGAAGCUCUUAAUUGAGGACAAUCUACCAGAAUGUGGGAAAUCUUUCAAGCUAGAUGAAAUGUCAUCUGAAAAACACUGGAAAGUUGUACCUAGGAAAAACAACAAAUGGCUCCUCCGACGUAGAGGACGUAGACAAAAAGAAAAGACAAAAUUACAAAACACAGCCAGGUCAUAUCUGCUGUGUGUGAAAACAGCAGGUGAAAACUUCAUUUUUGCAAUAAGAAUGCAAAAGCAAGAUUACAAACAAGCACAUUUAAAUCAGCUUCUUCACAAAAUUGACGAGGAGCUACAAAGGUAUGACAUCAAGUUUGAUGAUGAAGUGGAGGCUUCUAUGAAGAUGCACCUUUUUGGAAUAGCCGCAGGAGCAUUUCAGACAAUGCACAACAACUUCAUCAACCAAAAUGAUCCACAGAUAUGUCUGGAACGGGCCAGAGAAAAAUUCUACUUAGAAUUUGUAAAUUUAUAUCAUGACCGAGAUCAGUGUCAUAGAAAGGCAGCUGAGUUUGCCAAUAAUUGCCUGAAACCUGCUGUGCUCGACUACAUUCAGAAGAGGAUUGGACAAGAAAUUGUUGAUGAAAUGAAGAAUGGGAAUGAUGCUGAAAGCUUCAGCUCUCGGCCGUUAUUCCAGUACAGAUUGCUGUAUGACCUACUUGUUGAAAACAAAUAUGAAAAUUACAAACGAUUCAUAGACUGUUAUGAGACCUAUGUGGAGGAUUGGAUACUUAAACAAGUUGUACAAACAAUGUCAAAGAAAAACAGAUUGCAGAGAAUGGAGCAAAACCUUAUUGAUAAUGUCCUGAAAAAAAUACUUGACACAAUCACAUCAUGCAAAUGCAACCCAGGAUCAGUGGGUAAUCUGACUGCAUUCAUCAAACAUCUCUGUGGUGCAGUCGGCCUCAUUUUGCCAGAUGGUGCUUUGCGAAAUGUCCUGAUCAUGAACAGCGCAUUUCAAAACAGUAUAGAAGAGUUUGCUGACCACCUUAAGGUACACAUUCAAGACAUGCGGCAGACACUUUGUGUUCCAUAUGAAAACAAAGAUGACAUAAUUAAAAGGCUUCAGUCUCUCCCUCUGAAGCCCCAAGAGGUGCUGUUUAAAGCAUUGAUUGGCUGUGGGCAGAUAUGUCCUUUCUGCCAUGCACCAUGUGAUGCUGAUGGAACUGAGCAUGAAAAACAUACGGUCAGCAUUCACCGUCCUCAAGGCAUAAGUUUGUGGAAUAGCAUAGACUCAAAAGUAAUAAUCACAGCAAUUUGUUCCUCUAGUGUGAUUAGUGAUAAUGUCUUUCAGACAGAUGAGACUGUGAACUCAUAUCCCUUUAAAGAGUACAGGGAGGUCUAUCCUGACUGGGAAAUAACUGGAGAUGCAAGCAUUGAGGCCACAGCCUACUGGAAAUUCUUCAUGGCAAACUUCAAUGAACAGAUUGCACAGGAUUGUGGUCUAAACCCUGCAACCAUACCUGAUGAUUGGAAAGCUUUGAAAGAAGAGGAUGCAAUUAAGAGCUUACAAGAUGCCUUUCAUAAAUUCCAAAGGACCCUAUCCCGUAGGAAUUUACAUAGACACUACCAUUGA